AUGGUGCGAAGUAUUUGCGGAGAGAAGCCAAAACAAUGGGAUUAUGCACUGCCACAGGUGGAGUUUGCAUACAAUAGUACAGUUCAUAGUGCAACCGAGAAGUCACCGUUUUCCAUUGUUUAUACUGCUGUGCCUAAUCAUGUUGUAAAUCUAGUGAAGUUUCCUAGAGGCCAGAAAAUCAGUGUUGCAGCAGGAAAUUUGGUUGAAGAAGUGGUGGUUGUUCGAGAUGAAGUGAAGCAAAAACUCGAGCAAACUAAUGCUAAGUACAAAACCACUGCAGACAAGUAUAGGCCAGUUAAGGUGUUCUAA
This is a messenger RNA of Prunus armeniaca (apricot), 309 nucleotides long. The record is from the annotation of a GenBank genome assembly. Lineage: Eukaryota; Viridiplantae; Streptophyta; Magnoliopsida; Rosales; Rosaceae.